Messenger RNA from Planococcus citri (citrus mealybug), 2098 nucleotides. Its product is annotated as vitellogenin receptor-like. Lineage: Eukaryota; Metazoa; Arthropoda; Insecta; Hemiptera; Pseudococcidae. The transcript has 10 exons. Gene Ontology annotation, molecular function: hormone binding; protein binding. Gene Ontology annotation, biological process: receptor-mediated endocytosis. The coding region runs from base 257 to 1978 and encodes 573 amino acids. Gene Ontology annotation, cellular component: signaling receptor complex; apical plasma membrane; plasma membrane. The record is from RefSeq and is a predicted model, not a curated record.
GUGAGAUAAACCUACCUCAAUUUGAUUUUGAUACCUAAGACGUAAAAUUACCAUAAUAAUUAUGGUAGGUAAUCAAUAUUGGUGUUGAAAUAUGAUCUUCAUCAUUUUGAUCUUAAAAAUACAACGAUCUAGUUGUAUCUAUAAGAAUUUUCAAGACGUGUUCAAUUGAAUAAUUUUUAGGUAUCAAUUCAACUUAUUUAUGUUUGAAAAAAAUAUCAAACUUUUACAAAAAUUUUGACACUUAAUCAGUAUAUCGAUGAGAUUUUUAGUGAUAUUUUGUCUAUUUUAUGUCGUAUAUUCGAAGUCUGCGAAGAAUCUUCCAACAUUUUGCCUACCUGGUGAAGAAAACAGACAUGUCGGUGGACAGAGCUACAAAUAUUCACCGAUGAGACAAGAUUUAGUCCCCUGUUCAGUCCACAAUGGCCAAUACUUGUGCAAAGAUAAGCGAAAAUGCAUCGAUUUAUUGGAUACAUGCAACGAUGAAUGCAAUUGCGACGACUGUUCGGAUGAAAGUGACAUGUGUUGGGAAUAUAACGAAGCUCUAUGUCGAACGUGCGAUCAUUUCUGCCUUCCUUCUCCGCAUGGCUCGUUGUGUUUAUGUCACAACUAUACUCGCGACCCCACUGACCCCAGCUUAUUAUGUGAACAACUCAAAGAAUGUGGUGAACAUAAUCAUUGUGAUCAAAAAUGCGUCUUGUAUGAAGGAAUAGACCGAUGCUCGUGCAGAGAAAAUUAUCUAGGGGUGCCCAACACCAAGGGAGAAAAAUGCAUAAGCGAUGUAUCUUACGAAAAUCUUCUUCUGUAUUCUACCAAUAAUGAAAUAAAACUGUUCAAUUUUACCGCCAAUGGGGCAUUUGUGCUCCGGAAAGAUGUCGAGUGUAAAGGUUUGGCCGCAGCUGGUGAUUAUUUUUAUUAUGGUACAGCUGACAAGAACACGGGUUAUGUACAUAAAACAUCGAUGGUUACUGGUGAGACGGAUCUGACCAUUGAGACAUAUUCGCCAAUAAUAUUUUCCAUCGAUGUUGAUUGGAUCACUGGUAACAUAUAUUUCUCAACCGAUCAGUCUCUUGGUGUAUGUUCCAAAGAAGAAGAAUUUUGCGCCGAACUCAAAUCUUUAAUUGUGUCUGAUUCGUGCCAUCUCAGUGUAGCUCCGCGUACAGGGUUUUUAUUUUAUUCAUUAGGAUCUGUACAACACUGGUAUCAACAUUCUCGAAUCAUGAAAGCAUCAAUGGAUGGAUCUAAUGAAAGAGUUUUAUACGGGAGAAAUCUACGUCAUCCGAUAGCGUUGACUGUUGAUGAAUUAUCAGAGAAGGUUUACUGGAUGGAUUCUGAUCUUGGCGAAAUUCAUACCAUACAGUUUAAUGGCAAAAAUUGGAGGUCGUUGUUUGUAGGAUCGCAGGUACAUAUUUUCACCAUAAAUAAAUUCGAAGGCAAUUUGUUUUGGACAGAAGAAAGCAAAAACUACAUUGGAUUAAAUUUUGAAACCGAUACGAAACUCAUCCAUGACAAAAAUGCAACUUCUGUAAAAUAUUUAUAUGCCUUUAACCCUGUUUUACAAAGCAAUAGAUUUUCACAUAUCUCAAAUCCUUGCAAGAAUUCAGGCUGCAAAGGUCUAUGCCUACUUCGACCAUCUUCUUCAAAAGGAUUAAUCGAUUUUACAUGCAUGUGUGAUAACAUGACAUCUUCGAGCAGAAAACACUGGUGUAAUAAUCCUUCAGCUCACGUUAAAUGGCGAUUUGAAACAGAUUUCGAGUAUGAAAUUCGAUCACCACAAUCAGAAGGAAGAUUCAAAUGGUUAAAAGUGAUCUCAUUAGUUAUAAUAUUCAGUUUCCUGAUCGUCUUAGCCAUCUUUUCGAUUUAUUUCAUUUUUCGAAGGAGGGUUUUGUAUAGGUAUUUUGAUAGAGUGGUGAAUUGGAACCGUAAUGGAGAUGCCGAGGAACAGAUGCCUUUGACUGAGUAUAUGGAUACUGAAUUAUAGACAAAUGUGAAGUGAAUAGAUACCUAAGACAUUUUUUGUAAAAAAUAAUUAAAAUAGGCCUAUUAAGUAUAAAUACUAUAAUUCAUAUUUGUUGUUCCUGUACCUAUUCCCUUUUUAUUA